CGAAAAGAAAACCACUCGAAGACUGCUGAGAUGGACGAGUCGGAGAAUCGCUACCUCAGAAUGGGCUUCAAAAAACUCGACGAGCUCCUCGUGGCCAGCUACUACAGGCCCUACGAGGCGAAGAGCAUCUCGGAGUCGCGCAGUUCGCGUCUGCGGGCCCGUCGGCUCUACCACAGCGAGGAGCACAACGCCGACAUGCACGUGGAGAUGCUGCGGCUGCUGUCGUGCGCCGUCUGCCAGGCCCCCAGCGAGAGCGAAGAACUGACGCUGGCCUACCGCGACCGCUCGAUCUUGUUGAUGCAUCUGCAGCGCUACAAGGAGGCGUUCAUGGAUCUCGACAAGUUGAUGGAUUUGCCGCUGAGCGACGAGGACGGCGCGUUGACAAUCUGCCGAAAGGUCGAGUGCGAAGCCGAGCUCGGCUUGUGGACGGCCCGAGUCACCUGCCAAGGAAUGCAGUAUCUGUUCGCUACGAAUGACCUGGACGAGCGCAUCACCUACCAGAUUCAGGCGAGGUUGGCUCUGGCCCUGGUGAAACUUCGCAGCGGUCGGAUCCGUGGCUCGGACCGGGACAAGGCCAAAGUCGAUCUACCGAACCCGGACAAAAUCACGAAGCACCAAUCGGACGAGAUCCCGAACGCCAGCAGCUGUCGCGUCAAUCACAAUCCCGCGGCGGGCAGCUAUCGCUACGGUCGACACCUCGUGACGACGCGCAACGUCCUGCCCGGUGACAUUUUUUACUGCGGUCAGGCCUACGUCGUCUUGCCCUCGGAGGCGGCCCAGCAUCUCAACUGCUGGCACUGUCUGCGCUUCGCCUGGCACGGGGUGCCCUGCGAUCACUGCUCCCAGGUCAUCUAUUGCACCUACGAGUGUCGCGAGUCCGCCUGGCAGCUAUUUCAUCGCUUCGAGUGCCCGAUCGUCGGCAGAACCGUUAGAUUCAUCGAUUUGGCGAGAACGAGCAAGCUCAUGGCUCUGAGGAUGCUGAUCAAGGCCAUGCUCGAGGUCGACGGCCAAUUGGAGACGCUCAAGAAGCAUUGCAGAGAGAUCGACAAGCAACGAGAUCGUCGCACGCGCGGAUUCACCGACGGUAUGUUUCUGCCCAAUCAUCGGAGUUGCUACAGCCUGCUCGCCAACGUCGAAGGCCGCGACGACGAGGUGCGCGAAGCCAUCGCAACCGAGACCGCCGCGAUCCUCUACCACAUCGCCAAGUACACCAAUCUGUUUCCCGGCUUCGAGGCUGACAUCAAGAAGCUGCAGCUCAACGAGGACGCCAUGUUCGUGGCGAGGCUGCUGUCGCACUUUCAGCACGUCGUCAAGACCAACGCGACGAUGUACACGGAGACCAAAUUUGCCUCGACGUACAGCUGGGAAUGGCAGAACAACGGCGACGAGGCCGACAGUACAGCUACCUACCUCGACCCGGCUAUGAGCUUGAUCAAUCACAGCUGCUUUCCUAAUGUCGCCAGGUGCGAGACCAAAGAUGGAAAAAAUAUUCUUUACGCUCUUCGACCGAUCGCCGAGGGUGAACAGCUGUUCGAGUGUUACGGACCAACCUAUAGCGAAUGCGAGAAAAAGUACCGAGACAAUCUACUCUCACAGUCGAACUUCACCUGUCGUUGCAUCGCUUGCGAGGACGACUGGCCCAUUUACGCUUACAUGCAACAUUACGGAAUGAGUUACUCGACAAAGUCGCCCGCAGAAAUGAGCGCAACGGAGAACGCCAUGAAGCUGGUAGAUCGUUACUACGACGAUCUCAAAGAGGACGAAUUUGCGCACGAUCCCAGGGCACUGAACGACAUCGCUUACGCAAUCUAUCUCGUGAUCAUGUUUACGGAGCUGCCCAAUUGGCGUCUCGAGUAUCUCAUGGCCACUUUCAUUACGGCUUUCGAUGAGCUUUACAGCUACGUGUUGGAGGUACCGAACACGUGCCACUUGUCGGACAUCAAACCGCGGAUCAAGUUUAUCCCGAGCGACGACGAAGAAGAAGAAGAAGAAGAAGCAGACAUAGAAGACUGA
Messenger RNA from Trichogramma pretiosum, 2013 nucleotides. RefSeq names its product SET and MYND domain-containing protein 4-like. Gene Ontology annotation, molecular function: protein binding. NCBI's taxonomy places the organism in Eukaryota, Metazoa, Arthropoda, Insecta, Hymenoptera, Trichogrammatidae. The transcript has 6 exons. The record is from RefSeq and is a predicted model, not a curated record. The coding region runs from base 31 to 2013 and encodes 660 amino acids.